CCUUUACCUUCUCGUGACAUUUGUGUCUCAUUUCCUGCUGUCACAAAUCAUGUUUCCCAGUUUUCUCAUCUGGAAGAUGGAGAAAAUGGCAGAAUGGACUCACAGGGUUUGGAGGCUCAGCCUGAAAGCCCAGCACUUGGGAAGCGUAACAAAUGAUCUUCCUGCCUUCUUUUCUCUUUGGAGAAAGAUUCUGGAGCAGAUGGGGGCACAUGGACCUAGGUCAGACCUGUUAAGAGAGGGAGGGCAUGGUCUCCUGGGAGGAACAGGGGAGAAAGGCCCAUCUUAGCUGACUUUGAGGGUGGAAUCUGAGCAAAGCCUUCUGCUGAUGUCAGCUUGCCCCUCUGGAAGAUUGGGGUGGGGGUGGCACUGCUUGACUGAGCACUUGUGAGGAAUGAAAGAGACAAGUGCUAGAGGUGCUAAACACUGUGCCUGAUCCACAGUGAGUGUUUUUUAAUGGUCAGUUUGACUCUCUAUUUGUGGGGGAGAGGGCACUGAGGUUUGAACUCAGGGCCUCCUUGAUUAUUCAGCUGGCAUUCUUAUCACUUGACCCACACCUCCAACCCUGUGUUUUGCUGAUGAAUUGGAGAUGUUGUUUCCUGCAUUUUUCCUGUCCCGCUGACAUCAAGCUGUGGAUUCCCUUCUGAGUGGCGAGGAUUGCAAGUGUGAGCUGUGGCACUGAGUUCCCACUCUACUCUUGAGAGUUAGUUUUGUCUUUUGUUUGUUUUUCUUCUGGUGUUCUUUGGGACCCUUGAGUGAAAGAAAGUUGGAUUUUUACCCUUGUUCAUUGUACCUGAAAGCUCCUUUUUGGAGUUCAAGACAUCUAACUUGAUCAUACUCACGACUCUUGAGGUGUUAUUUUGUUUUCCUGCUUCCUGUAAGGAAUAGAGUGAUCUGUACCUUUAAGUUCUCUCGGCAGGCCCAAGCGGGACACUGGCCCUUUAAAAGCACAUUGCCGAGUUGGAACAUGGCCUUUGUUUAACUAACCAUGAUUGGUCCCAGCGGACAGGGCCGGACAGGGCUGGAAUGCUUGUGUCUAGGAUCAGAGUGGGGCCGGACCGGCUUGGGCUGAUGAGAAAGAGCCAGCUGUUAGGCCACUGGCCUGGCCUCACUGUCCCCAGCCUGAUGCCUGUGCUGAGGGACGGUCCCAUCUGAUGCCAAGGCUGAAGGAGUCUCGCUCCCACGAGUCCCUGCUCAGCCCCAGCAGCGCAGUGGAGGCGCUGGACCUCAGCAUGGAGGAAGAGGUGGUCAUCAAGCCUGUGCACAGCAGCAUCCUGGGCCAGGACUACUGCUUCGAAGUGACAACAUCUUCCGGAAGUAAGUGCUUUUCCUGCCGGUCCGCAGCUGAACGCGAUAAGUGGAUGGAGAACCUGCGGCGAGCCGUGCACCCCAAUAAGGACAACAGCCGGCGCGUGGAACACAUCCUAAAGCUUUGGGUGAUUGAGGCCAAGGACCUGCCAGCCAAGAAAAAGUACCUGUGUGAGCUGUGCCUGGAUGACGUGCUCUAUGCCCGCACCACGGGCAAGCUCAAGACGGACAAUGUCUUCUGGGGUGAGCACUUUGAGUUCCACAACCUGCCCCCUCUGCGCACAGUCACCGUCCACCUAUACCGGGAGACUGACAAGAAGAAGAAGAAAGAACGCAACAGCUACCUGGGCCUGGUGAGCCUGCCUGCUGCUUCCGUGGCUGGCCGGCAGUUUGUGGAGAAGUGGUAUCCAGUUGUGACGCCCAACCCCAAGGGUGGCAAAGGCCCCGGGCCUAUGAUCCGCAUCAAGGCCCGCUACCAGACUAUCACCAUCCUGCCCAUGGAGAUGUACAAGGAGUUUGCCGAGCAUAUUACCAACCACUACCUGGGGCUGUGUGCAGCCCUCGAGCCCAUCCUCAGUGCCAAGACCAAGGAGGAGAUGGCGUCCGCGCUGGUGCACAUCCUGCAGAGCACGGGCAAAGUGAAGGACUUCCUGACAGACCUGAUGAUGUCAGAGGUGGACCGCUGCGGGGACAACGAGCAUCUCAUCUUCCGGGAGAACACGCUGGCCACCAAGGCCAUUGAGGAGUACCUCAAGCUGGUGGGCCAGAAGUACCUGCAGGACGCCCUAGGGGAGUUCAUCAAGGCGCUGUAUGAGUCGGAUGAGAACUGCGAAGUGGACCCAAGCAAGUGUUCAGCCGCUGACCUCCCCGAGCACCAGGGCAACCUCAAGAUGUGCUGCGAACUGGCCUUCUGCAAGAUCAUCAACUCCUACUGCGUCUUUCCAAGGGAGCUGAAAGAGGUGUUUGCCUCGUGGCGGCAGGAGUGCAGCAGCCGCGGCCGGCCAGACAUCAGCGAGCGGCUCAUCAGUGCCUCCCUCUUCCUGCGCUUCCUCUGCCCAGCCAUCAUGUCCCCCUCACUCUUCAACCUGCUGCAGGAGUACCCCGAUGACCGCACGGCCCGCACCCUCACCCUCAUAGCCAAGGUUACUCAGAACCUGGCCAACUUUGCCAAGUUUGGCAGCAAGGAAGAGUACAUGUCAUUCAUGAACCAGUUCCUGGAGCACGAAUGGACCAACAUGCAGCGCUUUCUGCUGGAGAUCUCCAACCCAGAGACCAUCUCCAACACAGCAGGCUUCGAGGGCUACAUUGACCUGGGCCGCGAGCUUUCCAGUCUGCACUCCCUGCUCUGGGAGGCCGUCAGCCAGCUGGAGCAGAGCAUUGUGUCCAAACUCGGCCCCUUGCCUCGGAUUCUGAGGGACGUGCACACCGCGCUGAGCACCCCAGGCAGCGGGCAGCUCCCUGGGACCAAUGACCUGGCCUCCACACCAGGCUCGGGCAGCAGCAGCAUCUCAGCGGGGCUGCAGAAGAUGGUGAUUGAAAAUGACCUUUCUGGUCUGAUAGAUUUCACCCGGUUACCGUCUCCAACCCCCGAAAACAAGGACUUGUUUUUUGUCACAAGGUCCUCCGGGGUCCAGCCCUCACCUGCCCGCAGCUCGAGCUACUCGGAAGCCAACGAGCCCGACCUCCAGAUGGCCAAUGGUGGCAAGAGCCUGUCUAUGGUGGAUCUCCAAGAUGCCCGCACACUGGACGGGGAGGCGGGCUCCCCCGCGGGCCCGGACGUCCUUCCUGCCGAUGGGCAGGCUUCCGCAGCUCAGCUGGUUGCCGGGUGGCCAGCCCGGGCGGGCCCCGUGAGCCUGGCAGGGCUAGCCACAGUGCGGCGGGCAGGCCAGACGCCCACGACCCCGGGCACCUCUGAGGGGGCGCCGGGCCGGCCCCAGCUGUUGGCACCACUCUCCUUCCAGAACCCUGUGUACCAGAUGGCAGCCGGCCUGCCACUGUCCCCUCGCGGCCUCGGUGACUCGGGCUCCGAGGGCCACAGCUCCCUGAGCUCCCACAGCAACAGUGAAGAGCUGGCAGCUGCGGCCAAGCUGGGAAGUUUCAGCGCUGCCACAGAGGAGCUGGCACGGCGGCCUGGCGAGCUGGCACGGCGGCAGAUGUCACUAACUGAGAAGGGCGGGCAGCCCACCGUGCCAAGGCAGAACAGCGCUGGUCCCCAGCGGAGGAUCGACCAACCGCCGCCCCCUCCGCCACCGCCACCACCUGCCCCCCGGGGCCGGACGCCCCCCAACCUCUUGAGCACCCUGCAGUACCCACGGCCCUCGAGUGGAACGCUGGCAACGGCCUCACCUGACUGGGCCGGCCCUGGUGCUCGGCUGCGGCAGCAGUCCUCCUCCUCCAAAGGAGACAGCCCGGAGCUGAAGCCUCGCGCCAUGCACAAGCAGGGCCCUUCACCCGUGAGCCCCAAUGCCCUGGACCGCACGGCUGCUUGGCUCUUGACCAUGAACGCGCAGUUGUUAGAAGACGAGGGCCUGGGCCCAGAUCCCCCCCACAGGGAUAGGCUAAGGAGUAAGGAGGAGCUCAGCCAAGCAGAAAAGGACCUGGCCGUACUACAGGACAAGCUGCGAAUCUCCACCAAGAAGCUGGAGGAGUACGAGACCCUGUUCAAAUGCCAGGAAGAGACGACGCAGAAGCUGGUGCUAGAAUACCAGGCGCGGCUGGAGGAAGGCGAGGAGCGGCUCCGGCGGCAGCAGGAGGACAAGGACAUCCAGAUGAAGGGCAUCAUCAGCAGGUUGAUGUCCGUGGAGGAAGAGCUGAAAAAGGACCACGCUGAAAUGCAAGCCGCUGUCGAUUCCAAGCAGAAGAUCAUUGAUGCCCAGGAGAAGCGCAUCGCCUCCCUGGACGCGGCCAACGCCCGCCUCAUGAGCGCCCUGACCCAGCUGAAAGAGAGGUACAGCAUGCAAGCCCGUAACGGCGUCUCCCCCACCAACCCCACCAAAUUGCAGAUUACCGAGAACGGCGAGUUCAGAAACAGCAGCAAUUGUUAACCAGCCCGAGGAGGGAGGACCCUCCCCGAGGAGAGGGGACUGUGGUGGCCCAGGGCAGGGUCUCGGCCAGGAGCACCCCCCAGUCACAGCCCCUCGUGGUUGGCGGAGGCCGAGGCGCUCCCCUCCCCUCGCCCACUGUCCAGGAGGCGGCACGGAGGGAGCCAGAGACUGACACAGCGUGACGAGGGGCCUUUGCUUCUGCCCUCCCAGGAAGUGGGUCUGGGCACGGGCACGAGAGACUGCACGCUGUGGGGGGUGGGGGGGGUGGGCAGGGGCGGCCUGGGGGGCCGGGGCCUGCCAAACACACGUCCGUUGGUUGUCAAAUUUGGUGUGUGUCACCUUUUCCUCCGUGACUAGCCAAGUGCAUGCACCCCCACGCCCUCGCCAGGUAGGGAACGGCCUAGAGGAAGGCCAAGGAAGGCCUCCCGAGGCCUGGCCGUCAGACCUCUGCCCUGUGGGACCGGAGCCUCACGGGUGGGUACAGACAGGGAGAUGGCAGCAAAAUAGAGAUGGGGGGGUCCUGUGGCCCAGGAGCACCUGGCGCCGCGUGUGCAGCCCACGGGUUGUGUGCGGGGAGGAAGCCAGGGUUUGCCCUGCCCCCUGGCCGCCCCACAGUCGCCUCCCCUACCUCCUCCCUUCCUUACACGCGUUGCCACCUAGCCCCGUGAGAAUCCUGGCUUUUUCUUCUGGGCCCUUAGACUUGUGGGGCGUGCGCAGAGCCCGCCCUGCCUGCUGCGUGGGGCUAGGCUGGUGCUCUGGGGCUCCCAGAAGCCAGAGAGCUGGGCAGAGCUGGCCGCAGGGUGCCGUGCGCCGUAGCCGCCUUCCCUGGAGGCCCCGGGCAUCCGGGGUGCAGUGGCCCUCUGGGAUGCAGCCAGUCGGUGCUGUCCCGGAAAAGGUGAUCUUUCCUCUGCUGGCUGAAAAGAGGACGUCUGAGGCCCGCAGGCCCUGAGAAGGUGGAUAACUGUGAUUUUUUUUCCUUUCACAGUAUGCAUUAGAAACAAAAGCCCGCUUGCUCGCUUGCUGGAACACAGGGGCCUUUUAAAUUGAGCGUGCGCACUGCAUGGGAAAUAGCGGCCCUGGAGGAUGUUAGACUUGCUCCCUCACCAAGACAGCAGCCGCCUGCACCAGGCCCCGGGUGUGCAGCCGCCUCUUCCUCACCCUUCCCGGCCCCCCCGGCGCUGCAGCCAGGGGAGGGGCACCCCCACCGCUGGGGCUGGUUUCCCUCAGCUCUAGGCUGUUGUGGGGCGUAUCUGCCUCUCCCCUCGUGCGGGACACACACGGGCAGGAGCGCCGCUCUGCCUCCGCCCAUUGGUUCCCACGCCCUGUAGAGCCCAGGCUCUGACCCCAGGUCACCUAGGCAGAAAGAAGCUUGGGCUUUGCCCAGGCAGCAGAGCCAGGGCCAGGUGAGCUGUCUGCGGGGCAGACACGGGCCUGAGUCCCCACCAGGAAGGGUGGAAGUGUGGCCGGAGCCACAGGGCACAGCACUCGGGCCUGUGACCGGGGUAUCUGCCCCAGGUAGGGCUUUUAGAUUGGCCCUCCAGCCCCGUUAGCUAGCGGCGUGCCGGGCCUCCCAGUCAGAGAGCUCAGGAAGGGAGGAGAUGGGGGGCCGAGGUCCCGCUGCACCCUCUGCCCUGCCCCCCUCCGGCCCAGACCCUUGCGCUUGUGUUUCAGCCAGGGCGGCCUUGGGCACGGCCAGGUCCCAGUGCUCCCCCCUUUCCUCCAUCCGUGCCCCCCUCCCCCCGCCCUCACCCAUGCCUCCUAGCGCGGCCUCGGACACGGCGCCUCCUAGCAAUACGGGGGGGUCCCCAGGGCUGGACGGGAGGGCGCGGGGGCCAACCGCCGUGGGCACUGUGGCUGCCCUUGCAGGGGUUGAGGGCUCUCGGGCCGAGAGCCUUACUUACCUAGUGCAAAAACUGUAAAAGUGUACAGACUCUUCACAGAUUUUUAUCUUAUUGCAAGUCUGACGAUUUUUGUAAAUGUUCUUGGUGUUUGACUGUAAUGUAACUAUUUCACCCACGGGUUGUACAGAAGUCCUUUAGUCCUGGUGCUGCAGGGCUGGCAGGGACCACGGCUCCUCUUGCACUUUGGCACCUGGAGGACGGUGCUGGGCCGGACGGCGAGCCCUGGGGUCUGGCUGCGUGCCCCGCCCGCCACACCGAUUGGUCGGCUUUGCCAUGUGCUGUCUGGGUGGAGACUGGGGUGGGGGGGGGGGACCCAGGCCUUGGUGGGGCCGAUAAAGGGGUCUCCUGCCCAAGGCCACAGAAAACCCGCGUCCUCGGCUUCAUCCAGGCCUGGGGGUGCCCGAGGUCCCCGAGGGAAGGGCAGUCUCUGAUCGAGGACGGGCCUCCAGGUCUGCUGGCAAAGGGACCCCAAUUCCAUCCACCCCCAGCACAGAGCCCUGACCUUUGCUCAGCUCGUGUUCAGGGUGAAGAAACUGCCAAACUUCCCACGAAUGAAGACUUCCUGACUGCCCAGGAUGGGUGGGCCAGGGCCCCCCCAGCACCUCUCUGGGGCCACCACUCCCUCACCCCCAUCUUUCCGGGAGCCAGACUGUCCAGGGAACCAGCCCCUCUUUUCUACACCCUUGGCCACAGGCUAUCCCCAGCCCCACCGCGUCCCAGCCCCCUCUUUUGUAAGUAUGUUUAAAGGAAAAAAAUACAAACGUUGGAGUUUGGCUGGAGCUCGUCACUCCCGCCGUGACUUUUAACCAUGUAAUAAUGUACAGAGAAGUGUUGGUGUUCUAAGACUGUGUGGCUGUGCAAUUUCUGUACAUUUGCAAUUAGAAAUAUUAAAGAUUUAUUUAGCUAUUUUAA
Molecule: messenger RNA, 7162 nt
Organism: Perognathus longimembris pacificus (Pacific pocket mouse)
Lineage: Eukaryota; Metazoa; Chordata; Mammalia; Rodentia; Heteromyidae
Gene: Dab2ip
Product: DAB2 interacting protein
Exons: 14
Coding region: 1152-4349 (1065 amino acids)
Biological process (GO): regulation of GTPase activity
Source: RefSeq, a predicted model, not a curated record